UAGCGAAGGGCGAUCAGAACCGCGGUCGCCUUUCACGAGUACGGUUGCAUGGGUAAUAAACGUUCGUAUGUCGUGUGUGCCUUGCGAAUAGUCAAAGUUGUGGACUCUAGUGCACUCCGGUCGUGUACGGUAAAUAACAUUUAAUAACUCGUUGAAAAAAGACCCUGUAUUAUAAUACUCAAACAAAUUUUUUUCGAUUAAGUAAACGAUAAAUAUUUUGUAUAAAUAAUACAUACGCAGGUGCACGUUAUUCGAAUGCCGGCUGUAAACGAUUGCGUGAAUAUACACUUGUAGUAUAUACAACAUAUACAUAACUCAAGCUGUUCCUCCACACUCGUGUUUAACUACUUCGUGUGAGACUUUCGCCUUUGCCGGUUUUCACCUUUUGCGAGAGCAUGAUCCUUUCUUUUUCUGCGCCUGUGCUAUAACCAGCAAGUGAACAAGAAAAAGAGGGAGAAGGUGUAAGAGAAGAAGAGACAGAGGAGAGGAACAACGCACGCACGCGGGUACCAUCACACGUUUUUUUUCUAACCGGAACUAUUUCCCUCUCUUCAAGGACAACCACCCAUCGCAGGACAGACAGUUUUGUUCUUCACGUCUAACUACUCCUACGAUAUGAUAAUAUCACUCGUGUAGCUAGCUUAUCCUGUCAUGAUCUUUAUUGGAGAUUUUUCGAGGAUGACGAGAGGACGAUUCGAAGUAUUUGACGUUAGUCAGAGGUUCUCAAGGACUCGUGAAGCAAUCCUGAUAAUCUUUUUACUCGUCGCAUCUACUGGUGGUAACAAUGUGAACGAACCACCAAUACUGGAAGCAGGAGGUUACCCUACAGGUUUACCUCUAUCAGAAUCGACGAAAGUUGGCACGUCUGUGUUCGUCCUAAAGGGCUACGAUCCGGAAGGAUCGCCAGUGAAGUAUGGCAUACAACUCACCGACUAUUUUGUAGUCGACCCACGCACAGGCGCCAUCAAGUUAGCAAAGCCCCUGAAUCGUGAGGAAAAUGAUACCAUUCGUUUUCGUGUAACGUUGGAAGACGAAGUACCAGACGGACAACAACCAAAUAUAGUUGGAGUAGAUGCUUAUGUGAUAGUACUCGACGAAAACGAUAAUCCACCGCAUUUCCUCGGCGUACCGUAUGAAGCUGUUGCAGAAGAGGACUUGCCUGUGGGUUCCACGGUUCUUCCGGGUAUCAGGGUCAUGGACCCCGAUCUUCUCGGUGACAACAUCGAAUUAACGUGUGUCCCACAACCUCAAUUUCUUGAUGCUUGCCAAAAGUUUGGUAUCGUCAACGUUGAAAAAAGCCAGAAUACGUACGUCGGCGCUCUGGUUCUAAGACAACCACUAGACUACAGAGAGAGGCCCUUCUACCAGCUACUUCUAAGGGCUAGCGAUGGCUUGAACAAUGGGACGACUGGCGUUGAGAUAAAAGUCGCAGACAUUCAGAACAGCCCACCGGAAUUUCUCGACUCGUUAACUGGGAUAGUUCGUGAGGACGAUCUCAUUGGGACUUUAGUGAUGACAGUUAAAGCAAGAGACGGUGACAGGGGGAUGCCAAGAAAAAUGUUUUACGAAUUGGUCACCAAUCCAUUCGAUUACUUUUUACUCGACGACGAUACGGGCGAAUUGAGAACAGCUAAACCAUUAGAUAGAGAAGCAUUGAAAGAUUCAACGGGAGUGUUAACAUUAAAAGUGAGAGCUCGUGAGUUAAUAGAUGGUAUACCAGGUAACGAUGAGUUGACAGUUUCAACAGCAGAAGCCACUGUCACGAUCAAGGAUGUCAAUGACGAAGUACCGACGUUCAAUAGACGUGAAUACAAUAUCGAAAUUCCUGAGAAUGUACCGGAUGGUACACCGUUACCUCACUUAGACAUGACUGUUAAAGACCCGGACGUUGGUUUGAAUUCCGUAUUUUCUUUACGUUUGGAAGACAUAACUGGUGCAUUUACGGUAGAACCAGCUAUGGCUACCGGAAGUACUUCAGUAAAUAUUCGCGUAACCAACGGUUCAUUAGAUUAUGAGAAUCCCAAUCAAAGAAAAUUCAUCAUAUUGGUCGUUGCCGAGGAAGUACAUACGAAUCCUAAGCUUGUAUCUACAGCAACAGUUACAGUAACAAUAACUGAUGCAAACGACAAUGCACCUUCUUUUAGCAGUCCAACUUAUACAGCAUUGGUCUCGGAAACUGCUCUUCCAGAUUCACCGGUAAUUACGAUCACUGCCAAGGAUCGUGAUAGUGGAAAAUUUGGUACAUCUGGUAUAGUUUAUCAAUUACUUGGACAAGGCUCAGAACAUUUUUCUGUUGGCAAGAAAACUGGUGCCAUCACUGUUGCAUAUUGUCCAAAUCCUGGCACAUCACCUUGCUUAGAUUACGAGGAACAAACUGAAUAUUUUCUCACAUACAAGGCAACCGAUGACAAUGGCGAAGGUCAGACAACGAGCGUAUCCCUUCGUGUUAGUUUAGCAGAUGCUAAUGAUAGUCCACCGCGUUUCCUUCAAGAAAGAUAUCGUGCAGUGGUGGACGAGGGUGCUGAAAAAUUUGAACCAGAAUUGAAGGUCCAAGCGCGGGACAAGGACAAGACAUCAAAGAUUGUUUAUAGUUUGAUCGGCGGAAACAAAUUAGAUUUGUUCGAGAUCGAUCAGGAUACCGGUGAAAUAAAAAAUAAGGGUCCAGUCGAUAUGACGAAUUCAACUCACGAUUGGAUAGCCCUCGUCGUGCAAGCGAGCGACGGUUUAUUCGUUGACACUGCUCUGGUCAAUAUCACCGUACGUGACGUGAAUAAUAAUGCACCGGUAUUUCCUCACGACUUAUAUACUGCCAGUAUACCUGAAAUUUCACCGGUCGGUACCAUCGUUGAAGAGGUACUAGCAACAGAUGCUGAUAGUGAUCUCAAUGCUGAAUUAGUUUAUAGAAUACAAAAAGGAGCCUUUGAUGAUUUUGCUAUUAACGAGACGACAGGUGUUGUUACGGUGUCGAGAAAAUUAGAUUUUGACGAUAAGGAUACUUAUCAUGUUGAAGUAAUAGCCUUUGAUAAAGGAACUCCAAGUUUAACAGGAACGACAACACUAAUGAUCAAAGUUGAAAAUAGCAAUGACAAGCCACCAUACUUUACACCUGAAACUCAACGAGCUGAAGUAACAGAAGAUACACCGAUUGGCACCGUUUUUACCACGUUAAGGGCUACUGACCCGGAUAGCGAAAAUUCAGAAGCUUUGAACUUUGCCAUUUCUGAACCGAUUACGGCGAUCGAUAGGAAUGGUCAACAAGUUAACGAUAGCAAAUCAUUUAAAGACUUCUUUGCUGUUGAUAGAACAACAGGACAAGUUUCAGUUGUCAGACCAUUGGAUCGAGAUGUUGCAGCAACCGUCAGCGUUACUAUAGUUGUUAGCGAUACUACUGCACCUACUUUACAACAAGGGAGAGGUACCUUGAUAAUCACUAUAAUAGACGUGAAUCAUGUUGCACCAGAAUUUUUAAAACCCUGGACUAGAAAUAAUCCAAGAUAUUUAAUCGAAAUGCAGGAAGAACAACCAACCGGUGCAGUCGUAGGUGCAUUCACUGCAACCGACGUUGACAGUAACAUAGCAGGAUACGCGAUUGAACCACCAAGUCCUUAUUUCAACAUAGACAAUAUUACUGGAAUCGUUAGAACCAGUCAAGUUAUCGAUUACGAGGAAACGAAGCAAUUGGAGUUCACUGUUGUAGCUUAUGAUUCCGGGGUACCACAAUUAUCCGCAGCUGCUAAAGUGAUCGUUACGGUUAUUAACGUUAAUGAUCAGGAUCCGAAAUUUGAGAAAGAAGCUUACAACGCAUCCAUCAAGGAAAAUUCACCACCGGGAUCUCACGUUAUUGUUGUUAAAGCUACCGACGGUGACGAGGGCUCCUUCGGUGAAAUUAUGUACAGUCUGAUCGGUGAUCAUGCUGCCGAUUUUAACAUUGGACACGAAACUGGAGAAAUAACUGUUGGCGGUGCUGCAGUACUUGACAGAGAAAUUACACCAGAGAUUGUAAUAACAGUUAUGGCCAGUGACAACGCUCAUGUCAAUUCUCGACGUAGUACAUCGAUUCCUGUUGUUGUUAAAUUGAUCGACGUUAACGACAAUCGGCCAAUAUUUUCACAACACAGUUACAGAGCAUCGGUUGCUGAAAAUUUGUCCGUUAAUCCUCCAGCUCCAAUUCUACAGGUGAGAGCUGUUGAUCACGACGAAGGUGUUAACGGAGAAGUUUGGUAUACUAUCGUUCAUGGAAAUGAAAAUGAUUCUUUCUCGUUGAAUCGAGAAACUGGUAUUUUGUAUCCAGCUGCAGCUUUGCUUGGUAGAGCUGGUUCUUACAGAAUUGAAGUUGAAGCAAGAGAUGGUGCUGGAAAUGGACCACAUUCUGAUAGAUGUUACGUUGAUAUUAGAGUCACACCAGUUAACACUCACAAACCACAAUUCGUAAUGCCUGAAUUAACAAAUGCAACUGUCGAGGUACCCGAGAACGCCGGCGUACCGAAUUAUUUAAUACUAACUGUGAAAGCUAUCGAUCGUGACCCUGGUGAAAAUGGACGAAUAAGUUAUCAUUUGAAAGUUGGAAAUAAAAAUGUUCAAGAAACCGAAGAAUUUUCGAUAGAUCAAGAAACCGGUGAACUUCGAUCGAAGAUCAUACUCGAUCGUGAGAUCAAAAGUAAAUUUGAACUUGUCCUAGUAGCAACCGAUCAUGGUACACCAACAGCCUACGAAGCUUUACGUCUUUUAACGGUUCAAUUAGUCGACACUAACGACAACGUACCACAAUUUUACGACGAAUACAAUUUCCAAAUAUCCGAGAACCGUCCUAAGGAUUAUUUUGUAGGUAAAGUAACUGCUCAGGAUGAGGAUGAAGGUAGACACGCUAAAGUUUACUAUUACAUAGAAGCAGGUAACGAAGGUUACGCAUUUUACAUGGAUAAAUCAGAUGGUAGCAUAUACGCGAACAAAUCAUUCGAUCGUGAGACAAGAGACAAGUAUGUUCUAUCCAUUCUCGCAUCCAACAAUCCUGACCUAUAUAUCAAUCCAACGGAAGCAGGUCGUCCCUUAUCACUAAGUUCAGAUCAUGGUCAUGUUAACGUAACGAUCUUGAUCCUCGACGAAAAUGAUAAUCCACCUAUUUUCGAAAGAAACGAUUAUUAUGCUGGAAUUAAUUCUAUGGCUAACGUUAACGAUUUCGUUACCAAAGUAGUUGCAUCUGAUUUGGAUGUUGGUGACAAUGGUACGCUUCAUUAUUACAUAGCUGGUGCCAAUUUGUAUAAAUAUGGAUCGGACAAGCCUAGUGGUUCGAUAAUACCAAGCCCAUUUAAUGUCACACAAGAUGGUAAAUUAAUAACCAGUGGAUAUAUGGCUGAAUAUAAUCAGGAUAGAUUUAUCGUUGAAGUUAUAGCCAAAGAGACAGCCAUUCCAGAGAGAUACGCAAUGACUCGAGUUCAUGUAUGGGUAUUCGAACCAUCACAAUUGAUAAGAGUGAUCUUAUCACGACCACCGGAAGAAGUUAACAGACAACGUGAUGAGAUUGUUUCUGAAUUAUCGAAUGCUACUCAAAGUAGAGUAGUUGUAGAUGAUAUUAGAUAUCACGUAGAUGCUUCUGGUCAUAUUAGAAGAGAAUGGUGCGAUAUGUAUUUGCACGUGGUAGAAUUAAAAAGUCAAACGAUAGCUCCAGUACCGCACGUUCUCAAAGUCAUUGAUGCCAAAUACGAUUUCUUAAAAGAUUAUUACGCCGGUUUUGCCAUAGAAAACGUAGUGCCAGCUUAUGCUGGAGUUCAAGAGGAACCUUUUGAUCCUGCGUUAGCAGCUUUGAUAGCUUUAAUAGUUGUUUUACUAGUAGGUGCUGUUACAGUUACAGUAGUUUGUUGCUGUUUACGGCAUUGGGUAAUUACUGUGCCAAAUGAUAUUCGUAAGAAGGAUGGUUUGAUAAAAAAACAAAUAAUCGAUGAAUUAAAUACCACGGAAAAUCCUUUAUGGAUCGAACAAAAAUUAAAAUUAUACGAAGAGCAAGAAUUAACGAUGCAAGUAUUUAGCGAACCCGAAGGUGGUCUUGGUUUGGAAAGACGUGGAAGUGGUGUAAGCCUUGGUAUGGGUGAUACAUCUCAAGACAAUACUUAUGCUACUAUUCAACACCCGUUACCAGCAAACAGGCAUCGUUCUACUACUCCAGAUUAUACGACUCUUCCAGGAAAUCAUAAUUUAUAUGAAUCGGCAAUGGGAUUUCAAGGUUCAACGUUUCAGCCAUCGCCAAAUGUAAUGCCACAACUAACGCUGGACCGAGACGGCCAACCCCAAUUUGUUUCAGGGCUAGUAUAAAGAUAAAAUUAAAAAAAAAAAAAAAUACCAAAAC
Molecule: messenger RNA, 6340 nt
Organism: Polistes canadensis
Lineage: Eukaryota; Metazoa; Arthropoda; Insecta; Hymenoptera; Vespidae
Gene: Cad87A
Product: cadherin-87A
Exons: 28
Coding region: 652-6306 (1884 amino acids)
Biological process (GO): homophilic cell-cell adhesion
Cellular component (GO): plasma membrane
Molecular function (GO): calcium ion binding
Source: RefSeq, a predicted model, not a curated record